Molecule: messenger RNA, 381 nt
Organism: Chaetura pelagica (chimney swift)
Lineage: Eukaryota; Metazoa; Chordata; Aves; Apodiformes; Apodidae
Product: histone H2B 5-like
Exons: 1
Coding region: 1-381 (126 amino acids)
Cellular component (GO): nucleosome
Molecular function (GO): protein heterodimerization activity; DNA binding; structural constituent of chromatin
Source: RefSeq, a predicted model, not a curated record
AUGCCCGAACCGGCCAAAUCUGCUCCUGCCCCUAAAAAGGGCUCUAAAAAAGCCGUGACCAAGACCCAGAAGAAAGGAGACAAGAAGCGGCGCCGCAGCCGCAAGGAGAGUUAUUCCAUCUACGUCUACAAGGUGUUGAAGCAGGUUCACCCGGACACCGGCAUCUCCUCCAAGGCCAUGGGCAUCAUGAAUUCCUUCGUCAACGACAUCUUCGAGCGCAUCGCGGGGGAGGCUUCUCGCCUGGCUCACUACAACAAACGCUCCACCAUCACCUCCCGGGAGAUCCAGACGGCGGUGCGGCUGCUCCUGCCCGGAGAACUGGCCAAACACGCCGUUUCCGAGGGCACCAAGGCGGUCACCAAAUACACCAGCUCCAAAUAA